AAAACCACUAAUUCAAUUAGAUUAUCAUAAAUUUCUUUAUCUGGAAAUAAAAUUGAAGAUAUUGUAUAAGUGCGAAGAAUAGAGAAAGAAAAUGACUUCGCCUCAUAUUUUGCAUUAACAAGAAUAACAAAGAAAAUUUAGGGUAGAAAUUAAAAGAAUUUAAGAUUCAUUUAUAUAAAGUAAUGAUCCUUAGGCAUAAUUUAUCAAAAAAACUUAUACUAAACUCAAAUUGAUAAGAAAAUUAAGUAUUGCAAUAUUCAUGUUGAUGACUAUUUUUCAGAAACCUGUUUGGUGUAAUCGUAGAUAAUAUACUGUAAUUUUUGAGUUUUUAAUUAGAAUGAUUGCUAAUAAGAUUUGGAAUCAGGUUAUUAGAUACCAGCUUUUUUGAAAUUUUACAUACCUGUAUUACCAUAUUAUUUAAUUGAAAUAUUUCUAAUUUUAUUGAUGUUUUCAUUCAAGGCUGCAAAAUACUAUUAAUUCCUCAAUAUAUCUUUAUAAAGAAAAAUUGUGUUAUAUUGCUUUAUAAUAAUUGGUGUUUUAAUAAUCAUAAAUGAUAUCAUUGUAAUAAUAUUAGACAAUGAUUAUUCAUUUAACAUUUCUACUUUACUUAAACCAAUUUUCUUGAUCAUGUAUAGGUACUAAUAAAAUAUCUUAUAUUUUUAAGUUAAUAUUUUUUAGGGAUCAUUUUGGAUUAUGUAUAAAUUAUUUAGAGAGGAAAAGAGAUUUACUUUAUGAUGAUAUUUUCUUAUGUAUUUUUUGUUGGUUUGGGAACAGCAAUAUUUAGAAAUUAGUCAGAUAUGUCAGAUAUAUUGUAAGAUGAAGGUAUCUGCGAUUCCUCUGGCCUUCCAUUUAACUAAAAGACUUAUUGUACAUUUCUUAUUAUGUUUUAAUUAUUAACAACUGUCAAUUCACCAGACAUUUAUUUGCCAUAUUAUGGUAACAAAAGUGUCGCAAUAAUUUAUUUCUUUGCUUACCAAUUCAUAAACACAAUUUUAAUGAUAAAUCUCAUCCUUUCAUUAUUUUAUUCAUAAUAUAAGGAAUUAGUAGAAGAAAGAACUAAAUUACUACUUGAAAAAAAUCGAAAUAAAAUAUUAUAAUUUUCUAAUAAGGUAUUUAAAAAAUAAAAAUUAAGUUCAAUUAUUAGUGCGUUAUAUUACAAAUAAUAAUAACAAAAUAAUAAAACAAAUUAUCGGUUCAUGAUUUAAAGAAUUCUAGAUAAUUGGAUAUUUAACUCUAUUAUGCAAAUAUUGUGUUUUAUUGAUUUUUGUUUUAUUUUUCAGGAUAAUACUGAUAGAGAUAUUUAAAUUAUCAAUCUCAUUUUAAAUGCAGUGAUGCUAAUUGAAUCUAUUAUAAUUGCUAUAUUAAGAGAUUUAAAUAAAAUAUACAAAUAUCCAGGCGUAAUAUUUGAUUUUACAAUAUCUUUGAUUUUGGUGAUUCUAAUCAUUGCAAUUAUGUCACUUUUAAAAGACAGUUCUAUAUAAGAUAUAUUGAUUAGAAUAUGCUGUUCCGUAAUGAGUUUAAGACUUUUUAGAGGAUGCACUUGGUUAUUGAAAUCUCAAAAUUUUUUAAAUAUCUUAUUUAAAAUAUUUUCUAUAUCGACUUAUUUAUUAUAAUUAUUUGGAACCUUAAUCAUUACAAUAACUAUGUUUAAUGCUAUUGGAUAAUUAAUAUUUGGAGGAAAAAUUAAUUACAACAUUUAACAUAUCAAUAAUUAUUAAUGGGUUAAUUUUAAUGAUUUUUUAUCUGGAUUUUGUACUUGCUGGUUUUUAUUAAUUGUAAAUAAUUGGAAUGUGAUCUCAUAUGACUUUUCAUUAAGUCUGCAAAGUGAUAUUAUUUAUUUAUUUUUCAUCUUUUAUUACAUAAUAGUUGUUUUAUUAGUAUAAAGUGUUACUAUAGCAUUGUUAAUAGAAUACUUAGUUAAUCAUAUAAAAGAUUUAGGUUAAUUAUCAGAAGUUGAAAUAUAAUCUGAAAUCUAGCUUAGAGAAGAUUCUCAAAAUGAGUUAUAUGUACCAAAAUAAAAUGAUAAUCAAAAGGCUUAAUGA
Paramecium sonneborni is the source of this 2042-nucleotide messenger RNA. Lineage: Eukaryota; Ciliophora; Oligohymenophorea; Peniculida; Parameciidae. The record is from the annotation of a GenBank genome assembly.